This is a messenger RNA of Coccidioides immitis RS, 1638 nucleotides long. Its product is annotated as SWI-SNF complex subunit. NCBI's taxonomy places the organism in Eukaryota, Fungi, Ascomycota, Eurotiomycetes, Onygenales, Onygenaceae. Gene Ontology annotation, cellular component: SWI/SNF complex; nucleus. The transcript has 3 exons. Bases 68 to 1615 code for a protein of 515 amino acids. The record is from RefSeq and is a predicted model, not a curated record. Gene Ontology annotation, biological process: regulation of transcription by RNA polymerase II.
CGCGAGUUCACUGUAGAACGUUAGCUAUUCGUGCGCCCAAUUGCCGUCGUCCACGGCCGUCGCCAAGAUGCACGCCCCAAUGCAGCCCAACUACCGUGGUUAUCCACAACCUGUUCAUCAUCGGCAGCCAACCACACCUCGUCGGGGUGUCCCAGUCCCUGGAAUGAUGCCAAUGCAAGUCGCGCAACAUAACAUGCCUAACCCUCAAGUUCUCGCCGCGCAACAGCGACAUGUGCCCGUACAUCCAGAUGCGGCGAUUCGGCGGAGUCGCAAGCCAACUGAUAAGACGCUUCCUGACGGUAUUGAGGAGGUUGUGAUCGGUGAUGCAGUCCAGCAAUACAAACGUAUGCAAGAGGUUGAAAGAAGAUUGGAUUCAGCGAUCAUGAGAAAAAGGAUCGAUCUUCAGGACACAGUAAACAGGAACACGAGACGAUAUCGGACAAUGAGGUUAUGGAUUUCUAACACUGUCGAACAACAACCCUGGCAGCAAGCGGAGCAGAAUCCUGAAGUUCCGCCAAGAAUAGGUGCUGGACGAUACAGGGUGAAAAUUGAGGGACGUCUCCUUGACGAUGCUACUGAUCCGACCGUACCCGAUGAAGAUGAGGAAGAUAUCGAUAUGAAGCAUCUAGGAGGCGAAAAAGAUCCUGAUGCAAUGGAAGAAGAUAGCAAGCCGCAGAAAAGGGAGGAAGCAAAGCCUUCAUCACCGUCCAUACGGAAAAGGCUAUCGCAUUUCUUCAAAACGAUUUCAGUGGAAUUCGACAAACCUUCGUCCCCCGGUGUGGCAGAUUUGGCUACAAUAAUCUGGAAUAAACCUACAUUACCACCUAGUGCUGCAGCCCUACCGCCUACUGCUGAUUUCGACUCGUUGGAGUUCUCCAGGGCCGCCGAGGUCAAUAUUAAUGGCACGAUUACUAUGACGCGAGACGAGAAUCUGGAACGGUUUCUCCUAAGCAAGGAAUUGGCAUCCAUCCUUGAUAUAGAGGAAGAGACACGUGCUGGGAUCAUCAUCGGGCUCUGGGAAUACAUAAAGACUGCAGGGCUCCAGGAAAGCGAGGAAAAGCAAGCAGUGGCGUGCAAUGAACGUUUAAGAGCGAUCUUUGGAAGAGACAAGAUUUACUUCCCAGCUAUCCCGGAACUUAUUGGACCCCACUGCACUCCCCUUCCACCGAUCAAGAUCCCAUUCACAAUCCGCGUCGACAAGGAAUUCCACAGCAAGCCCAUUCCAGCCAUUUACGACAUCCGCGUCGCCGUCGACGACCCCCUCCGCAACAAAAUGCUCCAAGUAACCACCUCGCCAGACUUCCCUAAUAUGCUCCGGCAAGUCUCCAGCCUCGACGAUCAGCUCGCUCUUGUUGUCCAGGCUCUCCACCACUCCAAGGCCAAACACUCAUUCUACACCAAUCUAAGUCAGGAUCCCGUGAACUUCAUCAAACGCUGGAUCUUGAGUCAAAGGCGUGACCUGGAAACCAUCCUGGGAGAAUCGACGAGAGCGGGUCGUCCAGAUCCUAAUGCACCGGAGUUUAGGAGAGGUGGGCUGAACAGUGCAUGGGAUACGCCUGUGGCGAGGGAAGCUGCUCGGUAUAUGCUUGCUAGACCACCUCAUAUGGGGCGUUGAGGUGCUUAGCUGAGAAAGCUAUC